AUGCCUCUACAGUCUUACACUCCUUCACUCUCCGACCCGCUCGACUCCUCCCGUCCCCCCUCUAGCCUCGUCAGGCCAUACUCCAGCUCGACCCCCUCUUCUGGCCCAGCACAGACGAGGGCAAAUGUAGUUUUGCGUUGGCAAUUUGGUCCACUCCACCGUUCGUUCUUAUCUGUGGGUUUGCCAGUCAGCUGGCGCAUAAAAGAAACGGACAUUGGGCAAAAUGUGCAGUUAGGCCCGUGGCUUGGGCAAGUGGGCAAGCUUGUUGAGCGAAAAAUGGCAGGUAUUUCUGCCUGCUUGCCUGAAUGUGGUGUGUUGCAGUGUGGUGCUCCCCGUUUGUGGGAGCUGUACCACCCGUCAGGGCAUCAGAUCAGCACCCGCCCACCUCCCUUGGCCGCGAGGGGAAACUGUUCGCGUCGGGUCGUCGUUGUGCCAGCCUCAGAGGCUGGUGUAGCCGGUGUGGCGGCCUCUAGACGGCACUACAAAGGCAGAAGAGCCGGACGACCGACGAACUUGGCCCUGGCUCGUGGGCAAAUGACCGUUGUCGGUUGGGGAUGCGCUCAAAUUCGUCGACGUCUCAACCCGCCUGGGCAACGUCGUGACGACUCAACUGGAAAUGCGUCAAUCGGUAUCGUUCCAAAGACUCUGGCCUUAUCAGGAAAUCUGGACUCAGCGGUCACCGAUUAA
Messenger RNA from Protopolystoma xenopodis, 687 nucleotides. The record is from the annotation of a GenBank genome assembly. Lineage: Eukaryota; Metazoa; Platyhelminthes; Monogenea; Polystomatidea; Polystomatidae.